UCGCUCCGCCCCACCACCCCGCUGCUGCCUCCCGCCUCAUCGGUCUCGGCCACACCGCACCUCAGUGGCGAGCGGGAGACGGCGGACGCUGACAACUUUCAGGCGCAGGCGACGACGAACGAGCGCUCAAGUUAUAACAAGGCGUGUUUUCAUUCUUACGGUAGAGAAACAGCAAAGGAAAAAUGAGUGGAUUAUUCGGGAGCUUCGCGUCUGCCAGUGGCUACGGACAGUCUCACGGUGGCGGAUACGCAAAGGAGGUGGAAUGUAACUCUGCCCUUGGAGUGAUCGGUCUUCUGGGUCUCAUCGAGCUGCUAAGGGACAUCAUCGAGAACAUGGUUACGAUGCCUGAAGAGCGGCGGCGCAGAAGUGUGGGUGACAGAGGCGUCUUCAGGAACUCCUUGGUCAGUGCCAUGUUUCGUGGCGGCGCCGAGAACCACCACCCACUGGGCUCCCUCCCCGUGCUCCUGCUGCCUCUACUGCACAGUGCCGUGGACGCCGCUGACGGUCUGCUUCCACCCGCCUGCUUUGAGAAAACAGUCUGCGAAACCAACCGUGUCUUAGCAUCAGAAGGAACGAAUUGGGGUGUUCCUGGGGCGUUCUUGACCAACUCCACGUCCUCCCUCAUCACUAGUGUGGUAGCCAAGGUCUUCACUGGCGACGAGGACGCCUACACGAGGGCGCUGCAGGCCGGGCAGGCAGGAAGGUCGGGUGUUAAUUGUGAGGCCGCGUAUUCCACCUGUUUAAAUCCCCGUCCGGAUAAUGCAGUUGUGAAGGGUGCUGAUGUGAAGAGUGUGGUGAGGCGACACCUGGCCAGCCUUACUUAAACCAGACAGACAGACGGACAGGCAGACACACAAACGUGCAGACGGACAGACAGACAAAAGAUAAGGACAGAAACAGAAUGAAGGAAUAUAUAUGAUAAAAUAAGUAAACGAAAGUGACGGGAAACUUGAUGGGCACGCAAAAAAUUAUAAUAAACAAUGGAAUUAGGAGACAAGGACGAUACAACAGCGGUGUUAAUCAGACUAUUCUUAAAAACAAUUAAUAAAAACUUAGAUCCGC
Molecule: messenger RNA, 1062 nt
Organism: Portunus trituberculatus (swimming crab)
Lineage: Eukaryota; Metazoa; Arthropoda; Malacostraca; Decapoda; Portunidae
Exons: 5
Coding region: 183-824 (213 amino acids)
Source: RefSeq, a predicted model, not a curated record